AUGAAGAGUUUGGCCCAAAGACGCCAGUCUGCACCAUCUUUGAUCUUUGUCAAAGCACUUCACAGAUCUCGAUCGGUCUCAAGGGAAGGCUGCUUCUCCCCCAUCAGCCCUGAGGCAUGUCCCCUUGUGCAGUCUUUCAUGUGCCACAACCGAACGUUCAUCCUGGAUGGCCACGUGCAGCUGAAGACGGGUCUGCAAACCCAGGAGCGACACCUUUUCCUCUUCACAGACCUUCUGGUUGUUGCCAAGUCCAAGUCGCACUCUCAUUUCAAACUAAAGUGCCAAGCACGUCUCUGUGAGAUGUGGACAGCAUUUUGUACAGAAGAAGUCUGUGAAGGCAGCACAGACCCUGAGAGGUCCUUUGUUUUGGGCUGGCCCACCACAAACUGUGUGGCGAAUUUCAGGUCUGCAGAACAAAAGGAAACGUGGCUGUCUUUUUUGCAAAGUCGAAUAAGAGAAGAGAAGGAAAAAGACUAUCCUAAAAGCAUUCCUCUGAAGAUAAUUGCAAAGGACGUGGGAACUUGUGCAUAUUCAAAAACUCUGAGUGUAACCAAUGUUAAUACAGCAAAUGAUGUAAUUCUCAUGGCCCUGCAGCAGCUGGGAAUUAAUGGCUCUGAAAAAGACUACAAGCUGUGGGUGAUUUCAGGAAGAGAAGAUGCUCCUUACCCUCUCAUUGGCCAUGAAUAUCCCUUUGGAAUUAAAAUGAGCCACAUUCGCGAUGCUAUGCCCCACGGAUCAAAGCCCUGUGCCUGCCCCAGGCAGCUCCAGGGGUCCUUCCUGACGGAGCAGCUGCCCCAGGAGCUGCAGUGCCUGAACGACUUAAGCCAAAAGUCAUUUAAAAGGAAAAGAUCUAUCAUAAAUUGGGCUUUUUGGCGUGGCCCAGGCACUCACUUGGACAAUGUGCCCCUCUCCUCAACAUCUGCAGCUCCUGGGAAGCUCUUUGGCCUCUUGCUGACAGCCAUCUGCGAGGAUGACAACCUGCCCAAACCCCUCUUGGACAUGCUUUCCCUGCUUUACCAAGAGGGCCCUUCCACUGAGGGUAUUUUCAGACGCUCUGGAAGUGCGAAAACCUGCAAAGAGCUCAAGGAGAAGCUUGAUUCGGGAGCUGAAGUGGACCUAGCCUGUGAAUCCAUAUUUGUGACAGCAUCUUUGUUUAAGGAUUUUCUUCGCAACAUCCCAGGCAGCAUUUUGUCAUCCCAGCUCUGUGAUAAGUGGGUCUCCGUGAUGGAUCAAGGAAAUAAUGAAGAGAAGAUAAAAAGCAUCCAAAGGUUAAUAGAGCAGCUCCCCAGAGCUAAUGUUGUUCUCUUACGUUACAUCUUUGGAGUACUGCAUGGUAUAGAAAUGCGAUCUGAAGAGAACCAGAUGAAUGCAUUUAAUCUGGCUAUCUGCAUUGCACCUAGCCUGCUCUGGCCUCCUAUUUCCUCGACUCCUGAUAUAGAAAGUGAAUUUACAAAAAAGAUUUCUAGUCUGGUACAGUUCCUCACUGAGAAUUGCUGCAGGAUUUUUGGAGAGGAAAUUACCUCCCUCUUUGGAGAAAUGCUGAUCACAUGCAAGAGAGAGAAUGGCUCAGAUGCUGCCUCCCUCCAUCUGAAUGACUCUUCCUAUGACAGCCUGGAAAACGAGGCAAAUGAUGAAGCUGACUCCUCUUCCAGCGACUGGAUUAAGAACCGAGAUCAGGAUAACAGGAGCAGGGAGUCUGUCUUCACCCUGAGUGACGGUGAUUCUGAGCAGACGGAGGUGGAUGAAAUUCAAAGUAAAACCAAAUCAAAACAGUUGACAAUUUCUGUUGACGUGCACCAUAAGUUUUCAUCACAAGAAAACUCAGAGAAUGAGUCUCUCUGCUCCAGUGCACUGGGCUUCUCUUCAGCAGCUACCUCAGGUGCUCUCAAAACCUUGAGGAGACACAGGCGCUCCUCAGAGCCGGCAAUUGGCCUCCUUGCCCCCAGAUUCGCCCGCAUUGGUGAUGGUCAUGAGAAGGCAACACGCAAAGCCAGCUAUGAUGUUGUCCUGUCUCAUGAAGAUGAAGACUAUCUCCGUCAGCUUCGGUCAUUGCAGAUGGAGGGGCAAAAGCUUAUAAAUCAGAGCUUGAUUAUAGGGAUUAAUGUUGGUAAAAGUGACAACACAAACCAAAACAUUGAAAAAAAAGACUUGUCCCAUUGCCUCCUGCCUCCAACGACAGAGGGAUUAAAUAUUUGCUCAGGAUUUAGCUCUUCUAGCCUGUCAUCUCCUGGGACGUCUCCAUCUGUGUCGUCGAUGAGCUCUCUGGACAGUGCUUUCUCUCAGUUUUCAGACCAAUCUGUGUUUACCCCGACUGAAACCUCCUCCCCUUUCGAUAGCACUUUUCAGUCACUAAAGAAACUUGAAGACACUGUCGCUGAAGCGGCUGAUGACUAUUUGGUUACACCCACCAAGGUGCUACCAUCUCCACAACCUACAGACGCUUUGGCUGAGAGGGGCUUGGUGGAGCCCAACAGCAGGCCAGUGCCCCUGAAACCAACUGAUGAAGUCGACGGCUAUUUGAUUAAGCCUGACAUUCAGCCAUUACCUCUGAAAGUCACAGGAAAAGACAGACUUCAUGAUCCAGAUCAAAGAGGAGGUCUAGAAGAGCAUUACAGCAAUCCAAAGUUUGAAAAGACUGAACAAAGCUUUCUUGCGGAGGAAUAUUAA
Opisthocomus hoazin is the source of this 2667-nucleotide messenger RNA. The record is from RefSeq and is a predicted model, not a curated record. NCBI's taxonomy places the organism in Eukaryota, Metazoa, Chordata, Aves, Opisthocomiformes, Opisthocomidae.